Entrophospora sp. SA101 is the source of this 330-nucleotide messenger RNA. Lineage: Eukaryota; Fungi; Glomeromycota; Glomeromycetes; Entrophosporales; Entrophosporaceae. The record is from the annotation of a GenBank genome assembly.
AUGAUAACAACUAAAACGUCUUUAACAUUAACAAGUUUAAUAGUAUUAUCAUUGGUAAUAAUCUUCAAUACGGUAUAUGAUCCAAUAUCAGCUUCAAUAGGGUUCUCAUUACUUGGAUGUGCAAUAACAUGGAGUCUUGUACCGAUAUUAAAAGAUAGCUUCAUAAAGGCCAAUUUAUUUGGCAAUGAUUUAAAUAAACUUAAUAAACCUAUAAUGUACCCAUCAAAAGUUUUUGUUGGAGAUACUUUUUGUUAUUUUGCAGGAAUGUCAUUUGCAGUAGUGGGGAUAUUGGGGCAUUUUAAGUGUCCAAGACAUCGUAUGCCAAAGUAA